Molecule: messenger RNA, 1769 nt
Organism: Drosophila ficusphila
Lineage: Eukaryota; Metazoa; Arthropoda; Insecta; Diptera; Drosophilidae
Gene: Tcs4
Product: probable tRNA N6-adenosine threonylcarbamoyltransferase, mitochondrial
Exons: 2
Coding region: 77-1327 (416 amino acids)
Biological process (GO): tRNA threonylcarbamoyladenosine modification
Cellular component (GO): mitochondrion
Source: RefSeq, a predicted model, not a curated record
AAAGUCUUUAGUCAAACGGUAUCACCAUUUACUGGCGCCCAGUGCUUUUUGCCGUCACCUGGUCACACCGACCAUUAUGCAUGCACUCAGGUGUUUAGCCGGCAAUGAAAUACGAAAUGCACUUGGAUCAAGAAUCAGAGGAAACCUCCGAAGCCAACGACGCCUUCUUAGCUAUGUCCUGGGUAUUGAGACCUCCUGCGACGACACGGGCAUCGCCAUCGUGGACACCGACGGUCGGGUGAGGGCGAACGUGCUGGAUUCCCAGCAGGAGUUCCACACUCGAUAUGGAGGGAUUAUACCACCGAGAGCUCAGGAUCUGCAUCGCGCCCGCAUUGAGUCCGCCUACGAACGCUGUUUGGCGGAGGCGCAAUUGCAACCGGAGGAAUUGGCGGCCAUUGCGGUGACUACGCGACCCGGACUGCCACUGAGUCUUUUGGUAGGUCUGCGCUUCGCCCGUCACUUGGCGCGCCGCCUGCAGAAGCCCUUGCUGCCCGUUCACCACAUGGAGGCCCAUGCUCUGCAGGCGCGUAUGGAGCAACCGUCAGUGAUUCGCUUUCCGUUUCUAUGUCUGCUGGUCAGCGGUGGCCAUUGCCAACUGGCGGUGGUCCAGGGACCUGGCCGAUUAGCGCUUCUCGGGCAAACGUUGGACGAUGCCCCUGGCGAGGCCUUCGACAAAAUCGGACGACGCCUGCGGCUGCACAUCCUGCCUGAAUACCGCUUGUGGAAUGGUGGAAGGGCCAUCGAACAUGCCGCUAAGCUGGCCAGCGAUCCCAGUGCUUAUGAUUUUCCACUACCUUUGGCCCAGCAGCGGAACUGCAACUUCAGCUUUGCCGGGAUCAAGAACAACUCCAUUCGUGCCAUUCGCAAACAGGAGUGGAAAGAGCGAACGCCGCCGGAUGGAGUGAUCAGCAACUAUGGAGACUUUUGUGCCGGCUUACUGCGCGCCGUAAGUCGGCAUCUAAUGCAUCGCACCCAGCGGGCAAUCGAGUACUGUAUGCUACCGGAAGUGAGACUCUUUGGCGAUGCACCGCCCACGCUGAUUGUGUCGGGCGGAGUGGCCAAUAACGAUGUCAUCUAUGCUAACAUUGCACAUCUGGCCGCUCAAUACGGAUGCCAGAGCUUUCGGCCGUCGAAGCGGUAUUGUUCCGACAACGGCGUAAUGAUCGCUUGGCAUGGCGUGGAGCAGCUCAUGCAAGAUAGGGAGGGUUGUCUGCGAUUCGACUACGAUCGCAUUGACAUCCAAGGCACUGCGGCUUUUGCGGAAAGCCACGAGGAAGCUGUGACCGCGGCGGCUCUUAAGUGCAAGUGGGUGCAGCCACUGGGAUGAAGAUUGCAUCUGGUUGAAAAGCUAGUUUUUCAGUUUUUACGUUCCUGCCAAGCUACUAGAUGAACGCUUUGGAAAUAAAAUUCUUUAACAUUUGUUUUGUUGAUCGUUAGUUAUCAGAUAUAUAUUUUCCGACCACUUUUUAAAGAUCUUCGUACAGCACACAAAGUUCAAGUCGCUUAGCUUUUUACGAUCUGAGUUGUUGGGCUAUUGAUUAUUGUUCAUUCUUAAAAACGAGCAACAAAGAAAACUAGUUCGUUUUGGAUUUCGUUUUAUUAUAAGAUAUUAUCUGAAAUCAAUUAUGUUAAAUCUCUAAGGUCUAGAAAAAAAUGUAAAAAUUGAUAAUGUAUACAUAUAAAAAUAUUAAAAAAUGCAUUAGUUCGUAUUUUCUUUUCAUCUUUGUUGUUUCUCGCUGAACUACAAUACAAAUUUCUUUCUUGCUGUU